AUGGCCGACCACCAAAAUCAACCAUAUCGCCGAGCCUCCACUGGCGAACGGGUAACCUCUCCCGCCGUUUUCGCGGAGCUGUUCGUGGCGCCGCGGCCGUUCGCGGGGCGGCGGGGGAGGCGGCAGCUGGCAGCGUUGGCGUCGUGGGUGCGGCUGCAGCCCGGCGUGCGCGUGGUGCUGGUGGGGUCCCAUCCCACCUUCCACCGCGUCGCCGCGAGAUAUCCGGGACGAGUGGUGGUGGAGGAGGAUGUCGACACGAGCUUCGCCUCAGGCCGACCCUUAGCCAACAGCCUCUUUGCCCGCGCCCGAGCCUCCCGUGCAGGCUUGGCGAUUGUCCUAACCGACCCCAAGGCUGUGCUUAUGUCGAGCCUGAGUGUAGCUUUGGAGAAGACACGGGACGUGCAGGGAGACUGGCUACUGGUGGCAGGCGCGUGGAAGGUUGAAGUAGGAGGCUCGGCACGAGGCUCGGGAGUUGGUUCGGUUGAGUGGAGGAGGGUUGGGCCGGGUAGGGUGGCGGGGAGGGAAGAGAAUAGUGCAGAGAAGAAGGGUAUCAGUGAGGAGGAGUAUGCAUGGGUGGUAACCAGUGUAACAGGAGUGACACGUCAGCUGAGUAUGGAUGAGGCGCUGAGUCAUCUCCAGUCAUCCUCCUUGCUCUCCCACUCGCCCUGCUCUCCCCCCAUCCUAUGGGCCUGGAAUGUAGGUCACACCCCCCUCCUCUCUGGCCCCAUGCCUCCCUUCCGCCUGCUGCAGCCACACACAGAGAGGGGAGGAAGUGGGGGAGAGGGCGAGGGGUCAAGGGGGAAGGAAGGGCACAGAGGGCGAGAGGGCAAGGGCGGUCGUGAGGAGGGGCAGCAAAAGGAAAUGCUAGAUCCAAUGGCCGGCUCUCAAGCUCCAAGGAACGAGUCUACAGGCCAGGGGUUACCUGGUUACCACACACCUAGCCUUCACCACGGCACACUAUCCUCAGUUCGCGGCGUGUGGCAGCAGUGGGUGCUGCACGAAUGCCUCUCCUCUCCGCUCCGCCUCGUGCUCGAUGCCUCCGCGCUGAAGCCCGUGCUGCUGCUGCCACCCGAAGGGGCUGCUGCUGUAGCGGAGGAGGGUAUAGGCGACUGGGAAGGAGAGGAGAAAGGGGGAGGAGGGGAGGAAGGGGAGGAGGGAGAGCGAGAGGGGAAGGGAGAGGAGGAGGGAGGUGUCGGAGUGGGUGAGGAGGAAGGAGAGGAAGAGCUGAAUGCCUACUUGGCUCUCUCCUACGGUUCCUUUCCCCUCUCACUCUCCUCUGUUCCUCCCGCCAACAGUCACUCACACAACAAGCACGGUUCCACCAAGGACAGCAGCAGCGCUGCACAGCAGCAACUGCUGCAAGAGAGGCAGCAGCAGAGAGUGAGCGGUGGGCCGCGCGUGUCACUUGGAGAUGUGCUGUGGGCCCUCGUCCCGUGUGCCCACCCUGGCGCUGCUGGGUUCUGCUUCCAGCCACGAGACAAGCAGCAGCUUCGGGGGAUGGUGGUGCCAGAAGGAGGAAGCAGGGGGUGGGAUGAGGGCGGGAGGGGUGAUGGGGGGGAGGGGUGGAGGUGCAUUGGGCGGGUUGAGAAGGAGGGGCUGUUGCAGGCAGCUGCAGCGUGGAGGCAAGAGGGGGGUGGGUUGAGGCGGAGGCGGGAAGCUAAGAGGAAGGAGGUGGAGUUUGGGGGGGAAGGCGAGGAGGGUGUGGGUGGAGGGGGAGGGGAUGGGGGUGAGAGAGGAGGGGCGGGCGGAGGUAGGAACGAGACUGGAGGGGCGGGUGGAGGGGCGGAUGGAGGGGCAGAGGUGGGGCCGCUUGUGUUUGAGAGAGUGGAGCAUGAUGAGGUGAUGCUGCGGGUGCUGCGACAGGUGGUGGGGAGAGGGACGGGCAUGAAGAGAGGGGAAGGCAGGGAGAGGGCGAGGGGGAGCGGCAUGCAAGAGGAUGGCGGAUUGGGCGGAGAGGUGGCUGCAGCAGGAAGGAGAGGCAGCCGUAGGCGGAAGUCUGAAGCAGAAGGAAGAGAAGGGGCAAAAGGGAGAGAAGGGGCAAAAGGGAGAGAAGGGACAGAAGGGACAGGGGGGCCAGCAGGGGUCGAGGUGGCAGGUGCAGUGGAGGGGGACGAAGCGCGGACGGCGGUGCUGGCGGUGGUAGCAUCAAACUACAGGGAGGUGAUGAUGAGCUGGGUGUGCGGGCUGCGCCGCCUGCACGUGCACAACUACGUUAUAGCCGCCAUGGACAGGGAAACUUACGACUUUGCCCGCGAGCAGGGCCUCCCGGUGUUCCCCCACGCGUACGACGACGCGUUCGGCCGUGACGACUGCCACUUCGGCACGGACUGCUUCCUCAAUGUGACUAAAGUGAAGUCUCGGGCAGCCCUCCGCGUGUUACGGGCUGGUUACCACGUGCUGUUCAACGACGCGGAUAUCUAUUGGUUCGCGGACGCGCGACCGAUAGUGAUGGGGUAUGGGCCAGGGCAUAUGGUGGUUCAGAGCGACAAUCACAAUGACACGGGCCCGGAUAAUGACUAUCGGCGGCUCAACUCGGGGUUUUAUUUCAUUCGCUCGGAGCCGAAGGCAUUGGCGGCUCUCGAGGCGGUGGUGGCGCAUGCAGCAGCAUCACCAAUAACAGAGCAGCCGAGUUUCUAUGAUGUGCUGUGUGGAGCUUCUUCUGAGUACACUGUGGGCGAUUCCCAACCCACUGAUAGUAACGCCGCCAAGGCCAGGGGUACCGCAGACCAGCGAGUCGCUGCCUCGUGGACUGAGCGGAGCUGGCACGGCGGCGCGGCGCGCACGAUCAUGCUUAAAGGCCUCGACGGUCGUGGCGGCGGUCGCUCCGUGCUCGCAUUCGUCGUCGCGCUGCUCGCAUGCCUCGCGCCGCGCCGCGGGCGGCCGUCGCGCAGAUCAUCUCGGAAUCCGAUGGUGAAAUCAUUCCUGCUACUAAGACUCGCGCAACUCGUGGUAUGCUGCCGCGUUGCCCUGCCUGCCACGCGACACGCUUCCCAAAAACAACGCUGUGAUGCUCGUGCGCGUGCUCGUGCUCGUGCUCGUGCUCGUGCUCGUGCUCGUGCUCGUGCUCGUGCUCGUGCUCGUGCUCGUGCUCGUGCUCGUGCGCGUGCUCGUGCUCGUGCGCGUGCUCGUGCUCGUGCUCGUGCUCGUGCUCGUGCUCGUGCGCGUGCUCGUGCUCGUGCGCGUGCUCGUGCUCGUGCUCAUGCUCGUGCUAGUGCGCGUGCGCGCGUGCUCAUGCUCGUGCUAGUGCGCGUGCUCGUGCGCGUGCUCAUGCUCGUGCUAGUGCGCGUGCUCGUGCGUGUGCUCAUGCUCGUGCUAGUGCGCGUGCUCGUGCGCGUGCUCAUGCUCGUGCUAGUGCGCGUGCUCGUGCGCGUGCUCAUGCUCGUGCUAGUGCGCGUGCUCGUGCGCGUGCUCAUGCUCGUGCGCGUGCGCGUGCUCGUGCGCGUGCGCGUGCUCGUGCGCGUGCUCAUGCUCGUGCUAGUGCGCGUGCUCGUGCGCGUGCUCAUGCUCGUGCGCGUGCGCGUGCUCGUGCGCGUGCUCAUGCUCGUGCGCGUGCGCGUGCUCGUGCGCGUGCUCAUGCUCGUGCGCGUGCGCGUGCUCGUGUGCGCGUGCGUGCUCAUCGAGCUACCAGCACUCACACAAACCUCAACAGCCACCAACAGCCGUCAAGGCCUCCCUUCAUCUGGUGCGGUGCUGCAGGAUCUGCAGAAGGCGUGGAACUUAACAUUUGCAGGCUGGUUGCCUGGAGGGGACUGCGGGCUGGCAGCAUCACCUCCGUGCAAUUCUUCACGCUCAUGGGGCCGUCCUUCCCCACGGAUAGUGUCACGCGCCUUCACUGCCUCACAAAGCUGUCAGUGGAGUGUGUUCCGGGCGGUGUUGCAGAGAGCUUUCCUUCCACCAUAG
Messenger RNA from Closterium sp. Naga37s-1, 3900 nucleotides. NCBI's taxonomy places the organism in Eukaryota, Viridiplantae, Streptophyta, Zygnematophyceae, Desmidiales, Closteriaceae. The record is from the annotation of a GenBank genome assembly.